AUGGUCAAAUUGUUGGUGCCGGAGGAAGCUUCCCUCAACCCGGAACUCUACGGUUUAAGAAGGUCGCAUCGAGAAAGGAAAGGGCCUUCGAUCAUAGAAUCAGAAUCAGAUUCAGAUGAAAAUCCAUCUACAAGAAAGAGAAAGAAAGUGAUGGACGAAUACGAUGACGAACUAGAAGAUGAGGACGAUGAGGACGAGGACAAAUUUGACGAUGGAGAUGACGAUUUUAUAGUGGAAAAGAAGAAAAGAUCUUCUGGACCAUCCUCGAGAAGGAAAAGCAAAAAGAAGAAGACUACCUCGCAAUCUCCGAAAAGCCCACAAGAAUUGAGGUUCUCCACAAGGAAUAACAAACAAGUCAAUUACACGAUCGACGAGGACAAUGACGAGGAUUUGUUGGAGAGCGACUUUGACGAGGACGAUGAAGAAAAUGAUUAUUAUUAUUACCAACAAGCUAUCGCCCCUGAGGAUGAGCGAGGCAUUGAUCUUGUUAUGGAUCACAAGUUGAACACAGACAAUCCGGAAUUAACCAACGAACCCAAGUUGGAUUACUUGUUUAAAAUCAAAUGGACUGAUGCAUCACAUUUGCAUAACACUUGGGAAUCUUACAACGACUUAAAGGAGUUUAAAGGGUUCAGAAAAGUCGACAACUACAUCAAACAGUUUAUAAUAUACGACAACGAGGUGAGAAAUGACCCUUUAACCACAAAGGAGGAUAUCGAAGCAAUGGAUAUUGAAAGAGAACGAAGAAGAGAUGAGCAGGAGGAGUAUGUGCAUGUUGAAAGGAUCGUAGAUAGUCAAAGAGUUCAAAAUGAUGGCGAGAGUAGGUUAGAAUACUUUGUCAAGUGGAGAAGAUUGUAUUACGAUGAGUGUUCGUGGGAAGAUGCAGAAGAGAUUGCAACGAUUGCUCCGGAACAAGUUAGUAAAUAUCAACAACGAUUGAACUCGAAAAUACUUCCCAAUUUCUCGGCAAACUACCCGUUGUCGCAAAGGCCAAGGUUUGAAAAGUUGGUGAAACAGCCAGUCUUUAUUAAAAAUGGGGAACUUCGUGACUUUCAGUUGACUGGGCUCAAUUGGAUGGCGUUCCUUUGGUCAAGAAAUGAGAAUGGAAUUUUGGCAGACGAGAUGGGGUUGGGUAAGACGGUUCAGACCGUAGCAUUCUUAUCUUGGUUAAUUUAUGCGAGACGACAAAAUGGGCCCCAUUUAGUUGUUGUGCCAUUGUCAACUAUACCCGCUUGGCAAGAGACUUUUGAACAGUGGUCUCCAGAUAUUAAUUGUAUCUAUUACUUGGGAAAUGGUGAAGCGAGAAAGACAAUUAGGGAUUAUGAAUGGUAUACGACAAAUGGAAAACCCAAAUUCAACGUUUUGUUAACAACAUACGAAUAUAUUUUGAAAGAUCGAGGAGAAUUGGGGUCGAUUAAGUGGCAAUUUUUGGCAGUCGAUGAGGCACAUAGGUUGAAAAAUGCCGAUUCCUCGUUGUAUGAAUCUUUGAAAAGUUUUAGAUGCGCCAAUAGGCUUUUGAUUACCGGUACUCCGCUUCAAAAUAAUUUGAAAGAACUUGCAGCGUUGUGUAAUUUCUUGAUGCCGGGAAAAUUUGAUAUUGAGCAAGAGAUUGAUUUUGAAACCCCCGACGAAGAGCAAGAACUGUACAUCAAGGAUUUGCAACAGAAAAUCAAGCCAUUUAUAUUAAGGCGAUUGAAGAAGGAUGUAGAGACUUCCUUGCCUUCGAAAACCGAGAGAAUUUUACGUGUUGAAUUAUCCGAUAUUCAAACUGAUUAUUAUAAAAACAUUAUCACCAAAAAUUACGCAGCUUUGAAUGCAGGUAACAAAGGCUCGCAGAUUUCUUUAUUGAAUGUCAUGAGUGAAUUGAAGAAAGCUUCCAAUCAUCCUUACUUAUUCGAUGGAGCUGAAGACCGGGUGCUUGCUCGCGCAGGAUCUGCUACCAGAGAGAAUAUUUUGAAAGGUAUGAUUAUGUCUUCGGGAAAGAUGGUUUUAUUUGAGCAGUUGUUGACAAGAUUGAAAAAGGAAGGCCAUCGAGUGCUUAUUUUUUCUCAGAUGGUGAGAAUGUUGGACAUUCUUGGUGAUUACAUGUCAAUCAAAGGUUAUCAAUUCCAGAGAUUGGAUGGAGGUAUUCCAUCAGCUCAGAGAAGAAUUUCAAUUGACCAUUUCAAUGCUCCUGACUCAAAGGACUUUGCUUUCUUACUAUCGACGAGAGCUGGUGGGCUAGGCAUCAACUUGAUGACGGCAGAUACUGUGAUUAUAUUCGACUCCGACUGGAACCCCCAAGCUGAUUUACAAGCCAUGGCCAGAGCCCAUAGAAUCGGGCAAAAAAACCAUGUCCUGGUUUACCGUUUUGUUAGUAAGGAUACGGUUGAAGAACAAAUAUUGGAAAGGGCCAGGAAGAAGAUGAUUUUAGAGUAUGCCAUCAUUUCCUUAGGUAUUACUGACCCCAAUGCAAAGAAAAGUAGCAAGACUGAGCCUUCAUCAAAUGAGCUUUCACAGAUUUUGAAGUUUGGUGCAAGUACGAUGUUCAAAGACAAUGACAACCAACAAAAACUUGAGAAUUUGAAUUUAGAUGAAGUUUUGAAUCACGCCGAAGAUCAUGUGACGACACCAGAAUUAGGCGAGUCCAACUUGGGUUCAGAAGAAUUCUUGAAACAAUUUGAGGUGACUGAUUUCAAGGCCGACAUUGAAUGGGAUGACAUCAUCCCCCAAGAUGAGCUCACGAAGUUGAAAGAUGAAGAGAAGAAAAAGGCUGAUGAAGAGUACUUACAACAGCAAAUUGCCAUGUAUUCCAAACGGAAGGCUGCAGUACGGAAAUUUGAAAAUGGUUCUGUUGUGCCUAGUGACGUGGAAGACAGUGCAGACGAGCUGAAGUCUUCUAGAAGAAGAGUAGCAACAGACAAUCAGUUAUCAGAAAAGGAGAUACGUGGAAUCUAUCGGUCGAUAUUGAGAUGGGGAGACCUAACAGGAAAAUGGGAUCAAUUGGUUGAAGAAGGAAGCAUUAGUAACAAGAACCCAGUUUACAUCAAACAUGCAUAUAAUGAGAUUGUGAAUACAGCAAAGAAGUUAGUAAAGGAAGAAGAGGCAAGAAGAGCACAUGCACUUGCUGAGUUGGAGAAAAAAGCACAACAACAAAAAGAAGAUCCAAAAAGUGUGGAUCAAAAUCAAACGGCCUUGUGGGUAGCCAAGAAAAAGGAGAAAAAAGCAGUACUUUUUGAAUACCAAGGUGUCAAGAAUAUAAAUGCCGAACUUGUCUUGAAUAGGCCGGUCGACAUGAAAGCUCUUGAAAAAAUAAUCCCUGAUGGCAAUCCGUUGGGUCUUCAUUUGCCUAGGCAUCCUAAAGCGGUGCAAUCGUGGUCUUGCGAAUGGACCGCGAGGGAUGAUGCGAUGUUGUUGGCUGGGGUGCACAAGUUUGGAUAUGGAUCUUGGAUUCAAAUCCGAGACGAUCCUUUAUUAGGACUCCAAAAUAAGUUGUAUUUGGAAACCCCAUCAAGUGGCAAAGCCCCUUCAACUGGCGAGAACCCGAAAAAGGUUCCUGGUUCAGUUCAUCUAGGUAGGCGGGUUGACUAUCUUUUCACACUUUUACGCGAUGAUGCUGACUCAGCAGCCAACCCUGAUCCAAGAAGGAAAACUAAACGAGCCGAUAAUAGCUCUAAUAAACCCAAGAGGAAUGUCAAGUCUGAAACACCAGAUACCUUGCGUCCAGCUAAAGUUAAGAAACAGCAUUCUCACAAUUUGCAAAAUGGUUCUCAUCCGAUAGUAAGGAAGCCAUCUGGACAUUCUGUGGUGAAGCACGAGAAGGGUGCUAUUUCUAAACCAUCGCCUAGCGCCCACAACAAGGAAGAUACAGAGUAUGAAAGUAUGGAUGAAGUAAUGCAAAAAACGUGCAAAAGUGCGCUAUAUCCUGUUUUCAAGUCCCUCCAUACGUUACAAAAGGGAAAUAAAGGGCUAGAUAAACACGAAUGGGCCAAGGUACUACGUGACGAAUUAAUGAAUGUCGGAAACCAUAUUGAGUCCGAGGCAAAGAAAACUAAAUCUGGUGUCGAUCCAGCUGCAUUCAGAAAAAAUCUUUGGUCCUAUGCAGGAAGAUACUGGCCGAGUAAAGUGCCCAGUGAUAAGAUUAGUGAAAUGUAUAAGAGACUAAAGUUGAAGACAAAAGAGUAG
Molecule: messenger RNA, 4164 nt
Organism: Lodderomyces margitis
Lineage: Eukaryota; Fungi; Ascomycota; Pichiomycetes; Serinales; Debaryomycetaceae
Product: chromatin-remodeling ATPase
Exons: 1
Coding region: 1-4164 (1387 amino acids)
Biological process (GO): nucleosome organization; regulation of transcription by RNA polymerase II
Cellular component (GO): nucleus; chromatin
Molecular function (GO): chromatin binding; ATP-dependent chromatin remodeler activity; ATP binding
Source: RefSeq, a predicted model, not a curated record